Molecule: messenger RNA, 4718 nt
Organism: Siniperca chuatsi (mandarin fish)
Lineage: Eukaryota; Metazoa; Chordata; Actinopteri; Centrarchiformes; Sinipercidae
Product: serine/threonine-protein kinase pim-3-like
Exons: 6
Coding region: 338-1309 (323 amino acids)
Biological process (GO): regulation of mitotic cell cycle; protein autophosphorylation; negative regulation of apoptotic process
Cellular component (GO): cytoplasm
Molecular function (GO): protein serine/threonine kinase activity; ATP binding
Source: RefSeq, a predicted model, not a curated record
GGCACACCGCCGUUUAUCCAGGUGUGAUAGUUUAGGAACGAAGUGGCAGGUUCUGCGGUGUUAUUUAAUGUUCAGCUGUGGCCAGGCGGAAGGAUCUGUGUGAUCUUUGUAAAUAUUGGCAGCGGCGGAGCGAGAGGCAGAGUGGCGCGCUUCUCUGGAUUCUGGGAUUAUCUGAUUUUUCUUGUGUAUAAAUGGCCGGACUACCGAAGGAUUGUCAUCGUGUUUCCGUCUUAUUUCGCCCGUGAGAAAGACCGAGGGCUCCGCUACUAUCUGGGAUUUAUUACGCGAAUAUUUUCCGGGUGUGUUUUCAUUUUUUUUGGGAGAAGACACGAGCAGCAUGCUGCUCUCCAAACUGGGCUCCUUCUCUCACAUCCCGUCCAGCAUGGAUCUGCCGGCGAAGCUCCAGCUGCAGCAAGCCAAAGCGGAGAAGCAGCCGUUUGAGAAGCUGUACCGGCUGGGCUCGGUGCUCGGCAGCGGGGGAUUCGGCACAGUCUACUCGGCUGUCCGCCUAGCCGACGGGCUGCCGGUGGCGGUGAAGUAUGUGUGCAGGGACAGAGUGACUGAGUGGGGCUCUCUGUGCGGCACGGUGGUUCCUCUGGAGAUCGUGCUGUUGAAGAAGGUGGGCGGGGCAUUUGGCGGCGUGGUACGGCUGCUGGACUGGUGGGAGCGGGUGGACGGCUGGCUGAUGGUGAUGGAGUGUCCCGAGCCGGGGCAGGAUCUGUUUGAUUACAUCACGGAGCGCGGCGCGCUGGACGAGGCGGCGGCGCGCGGCUUCUUCCUACAGGUGCUGGAGGCCGUGCGUCACUGCUACACCUGCGGCGUCGUCCACCGAGACAUCAAGGACGAGAACCUGCUGGUGGACCUGAGGACCGGACAGAUCAAACUCAUCGACUUCGGCUCAGGGGCCCUCCUCAAAGACACCGCCUACACAGAGUUCGAUGGUACGCGGGUGUAUAGUCCUCCGGAGUGGAUCCGGUUCCGCCGGUACCACGGUCGCUCGGCCACCGUCUGGUCACUCGGCGUGCUGCUGUAUGACAUGGUGUGUGGGGACAUCCCCUUCGAACAGGACGAGGAGAUCCUGAGAGGACGGGUCUACUUCAGACGCAAAAUCUCCUCAGAGUGCCAGCAGCUGAUUGGCUGGUGUCUGAGCCAGCAGCCGUCCGACCGGCCAACCCUGGAGCAGAUCCUCCUCCACCCCUGGGUGACGAGCAGCGACGGACAGCAGACAGACAACGGUGGCGUCACGCUCCACGCCUUCACAGCUGACUCCUCCUCCUCGUGUUCCUCCUCCAGCCAGCAGAGCCUCUGAUUGGUCAAAGAGAGGCUGCCGGAGGGCGUGGCAUGAAUUUGACUGACAGAUGUCCUCCGGUGGUGUUUGACUUUAGUUACCUUGUGAUUGUGGCGUUUUCGCUUAGAAGUGUUGGAGCGAGUCGCGGCCACAGUUGAGGUUGACUCUGCGCUGCUCCACAGCGCCCCCUCCUGUUCACUGACGAUGGAGCAGCUCUUAUCGAGCCUCAGCACCUGCGUUGUUUUCCAUUUGGUGUGAGUGCCUUGAGUUUGAAAGCUGCCAUGGGAGGAGCGUCUCCACGGUAACCAACUGCUGAUCAGUAGGAGGUGUAGAGGGUUCUUCAGAGGUUCCUUUAGUUUAGAUCAGGGGUUUUCAAAGUCUGAGACUGUGGGCCUCCCCUCAGAGCUUGGAAAAAGAACCCCUCCUCACCCCCCUUAGUUUACUUGCUUAGCUUCGCUCAAUUCUUGGAUGCCUGUGGGAUCGUGAUUAUGUUAUUUGAUCCCUUAGACACUCAACAGUUGAGCCAAGAUAGCCUAAUAUUGCUUUGUGACAUUAAGUAGACUACACCAAAUACAUAAAAAAAAAAAAAUUAAAAAAAAGGUCUGUCCUAAGACUUUUAUUAGGAAAGUUGGAAAAACUGUAAAAUUCCACAAAAAUACUGCAUCUCUGAACUAUCUCUAUAACCAAAUCGCACACAUUUAGGCUAUUCUAUGUGAUCUCCUUUUGAAAUGUAAUAUUCUUUCACUUCGAAUCACUGAGCCUCCCUGGUUUAGAUAAUAAAGUUCGAACCCAAAGAACCCUUAUGGUUAAAUCACAGAGGAACCCAGCCAAGUCCAAAAAACAUUGUUUUACAACGUAUGUCUGUCUGAUUUUUACUAUCAGUUAAAGUGGUGAUUUACUCAACACUUUCAUUACUGCAAUGAGGGGCCACACGAUACAACAUAUAAUCAUAUGUAGGGCUGCAACUAACUGUUAUUUCUCACUUUGUCAAUUAUUUUGUCCAUUAAUUGUUUAGUCUGCAAUACUGAAGCACAAUGCAUUCACCAAAGAAAAAAGUAAUUGAACCCUAUUUGGCUAUAUCUCAAAAGUUUGACUUCAGCCGACAGAUCUCGUAACUACGAGAAAAGCAUCGUGUUAUUAUGAGAAAAGGUUGAGGUGGUUAUCAGUCAUUGGCAGAAGCAUCAUGGCGCCACGGGAUUUUAUUUCCUCGUUGGUUUGAGACCCUGGGAGAUAUUAAUGUCACUGAGUAACGUGGUUGGUGAUAUUAGUAAGUCCUUGGGAUUGUUCAGGCGGACAUGACGCUGACCUGCCGGGAUGCUUCAUGGAUACAAAGUCAUCAUAAUGCAUCAAAGAUGGCUUUUUAUAUACGUAUAUCACAUACUUUUAUUUUGAUAGGUAGGCCUCUUGACAAAAAUGGUUCCCCCAUAGUAUUUUGACAGUUGUUAAACAAAAAUUGUGACCCUACAUAUUCAGAUAUUAAAUACGAAAAUUUUUAUAUUUGUGAUGGCACAAACUUAAAUUUAUAGCUCAGUCUGUAGACCAACACCUCACCUGACCUGAAUAUUUGGUCAAAACAUUUUCAUGAAGUUGAUGUUCUAGUGUCUCAGAAUCUGACGGGUCACAGAUUUCAGUACACCGAAAUCACAGCUAUCAAUGUGUCUAAAUACUUUUUGUUUGGUGACGGCUAUUAAAACAAAAAAACAUUAACAGUGGCAAUAUGGCUGAAAUUCACAGAAUCUGGUGGGUCACAGAAUGUAGUGAAACACGUGUUUUCUCGUGACUAUGACCUAGUAAGUCAUAACUACGAGAUAAGGCCUCCAAUUUUCUCUUUGGUGAAUGCAGUCCGUACAAUAAGGUGUGAGAAAAUAGUGAAAAAUGUCCAUCCCAGUUCCCGGAGUCCAACGUGACGUCUUCACAUGUCUUGUUUUGUUAGACCGACAGUCCCAAACCAUCUGUACCAACCCAGAGAUAUUCUGAAGAACGUUUUCCUGUCCUCCUGAGGAACCGCACCCCACCCACCCUGUGAUGUCAGCGAAGGGUGGGGAUACUUGAAACUAGGGUUGCCAACCGUCCCGUAAAAUACGGAAUCGUCCCGUGAUUAGAAACUAAAAGAUGUAUUCUAUAUUGAACUGAUGCGGGGCGCUCUUUGUUCCGUUGUUUUAUUUUUUUUUAGAAUCAAUUUUAGUGCAAGUCUAUGGGAGAGAAAUACAGGUUAGACUUUUCAAAACGGGGGCGAUUUUUGGACGAGAUUGAAGGAAACCCUCCUGCUCUGUCUGUCAUGUUAUGUUGACCAAUGAGAAGCAUGAGUGACAGUGUUGCUACGAUACGCCUGACAGCAGCGCGAGAUCUGUCAUUUCGUUUUCUUAUUAUUCGCUGACGUGACGACUCAUCGUAGAGCCGGAGUUUGUCUGGUAAAUGGUUGAAGCCAUUGCAGUUUCCUUGAUGAUUAUGUAUGGUAUGACUGGGACUUCUUCUCACAACCAAGUAUGUGGGCAUUAUACAUUAUAUCUUUAGAUACGCCAACCAUGCAAUAGCCUCAGAAAGGCUAAAUAACAACAACAUAAGGCUACUCUUUGAAAAUCAAAGAAUACAUUCACAGGCCUGCAAUUAAGUCAUUUUUAGGGCAAGGCCACUUUGGCCUUUUGAUAAAUACAAAUUUAUUGGGUCAUUGCGGCCAAAAUGUAGGGCACCGAGGCCAAAACCAAUGAUGCAGUAACAACAAGUGAUAAUUACAUAGUAUGAAGACAAAACAGGAUACAAUCAACAAUUAGGAGUCAGCCAAAACAUGACUGUUUCGAUACUUGACUGUUACAUGAAGCAAACGUUUAUACUCAGCAAACAUCUCACUUCCUUCUGUUUUUUACUUUUUUGUCUGAACACAAACGGGCGAGGAUUUUUCGCGACUAAAACACAGGCUAGAAAUGAACAAAAUUGUCAUUUAUAUCAGGAGAUGUCUGAUAUAAUAAGUCAGUCUGUAAAUCUCACUUGUCUAAAUUGUGUUCUGAAAACAUGAUUUUCUUCUCCCUCAGUCUGCGAGUGUAAAAUGCACAGUCAAUGCAAAUAUUCAGUUUUGUAUUUUGAAUAUAUGUAUUUGUUUUUUAUAUGUGUGUGUGUGUGUGUGUAUGUAUACAUGUUUUGUACAUUUCUGAGUUUUAUUUAUUUUGUAAAGAGACAUUCCUCAUCCUAUGGUAAUUUAUUGAAGUUGUCUUCUGUCUAACUUUUCUAAAAUGUUUUUUUUAUUUUUGCUAUUAAAAAAAAAAGUCAACUCUGGUUUAGGUUUGAGUUUGGUCACGUUAGGUUGAAGAGUUUUAACUAAUUUCUUGUUCUCGUUCCAUUUGUUACAGUUUUUGGUUUUAUAUACAAUUCUGACAGGAAAAAAGUAUUUUUUGAUGGAAUUUUUUCAAAUUAAACCUUUUUGUAUAUAAACUGA